This is a messenger RNA of Tripterygium wilfordii, 2046 nucleotides long. Its product is annotated as pentatricopeptide repeat-containing protein At5g46100-like. The record is from RefSeq and is a predicted model, not a curated record. The coding region runs from base 212 to 1651 and encodes 479 amino acids. NCBI's taxonomy places the organism in Eukaryota, Viridiplantae, Streptophyta, Magnoliopsida, Celastrales, Celastraceae. Gene Ontology annotation, molecular function: protein binding. The transcript has 3 exons.
CUCACAGCUCCUCACAGCUUCUCUGCCUCUCGGCCUCUCUUAUCCGCGAGCGCCGCUUCUUCCUCGGCGGCAUCAUUCUGUUUGGUCCUUUUGAUCACAAUAUCGCCAACCGGAACCUCCUCCACAUCUACUCUCAAAGAGGCACAAAUGACGGAUACGAGCAACAUCUGAAUUUGGAAGGAUAACCGUGAAGAAGAAAAAGGUGACAGUAAUGGGCAGUAAAGCUAUGUAUAAAUGGUCGAAACAAAUUACGUCUUCCCAAGUGGAGCAGCUAAUACAUGCGGAAAAAGAUGUUACUAAAGCAACUCUUAUAUUUGAUUCAGCCACAGCUGAGUACAGUAAUGGCUUCCGGCAUGACUGCCGUACAUUUGGUGUCAUGAUCUCUAAACUGACUUCUGCAAACCAAUUUAGAUUAGCGGAGAAUCUUCUUGAUAGAAUGAAGGAGGAGAAGUGUGCAAUCGCAGAAGAUAUAUUCCUUACCAUUUGCAGAGCCUUUGGUCGGGUUCACAAGCCACUGGAUGCUGUCAGGGUUUUUCAUAAGAUGAAUGACUUUAGCUGCAAACCCACUGAGAAAUCUUACAUUACAGUGUUUGCCAUUCUUGUUGAAGAGAAUCUUUUGAAGAUUGCAUUGAGGUUUUACAAGGAUAUGAGAGGUAUGGGUAUCAAACCCAGUGUUGCUUCCCUGAAUAUUUUGAUUAAGGCACUCUGCAAAAACAGUGGAACAAUUGAUGCUGCUCUUAAAAUAUUCCAUGAGAUGCCCAAACAUGGGUGUACGCCUGAUUCAUAUACUUAUGGUACUUUGAUUAAUGGAUUUUGUAGGAUUGGGAAAAUCAAUGAGGCAAAAGAGUUGUUCAAAGAAAUGGAAGAAAAAGGUUGUUUACCUUCUGUGGUUACCUACACCUCUUUGAUAUGUGGCUUGUGCCAGUCUAGCAAUGUAGAUGAAGCCAUGGAAUUACUUGAAGAGAUGAAGACCAAUGGUAUUGAGCCCAAUGUGUUUACCUACAGUUCUUUGAUGAAUGGUCUUUGCAAAGGUGGGCAUGCUUCACGAGCCGUGGAGUUAUUGGAGACGAUGAUUAGGAAGCACCAGAAGCCCAACGUGAUAACUUAUAGUACCUUAAUCAAUGGACUUUGUAAAGAAGCGAAGCUCCAAGAAGCUGUAGAGAUCCUUGACAGAAUGAAGCUUCAGGGUGUGAAGCCAGAUGCUGGGCUGUACGGGAAGAUCAUCAAUGGCUUCUGUGAUUUAUGCAAGUUCCAGGAGGCUGCAAACUUCCUUGAUGAGAUGGUCCUGACUGGAGUCACACCAAUCAGAUUAACUUGGAGCCUUCAUGUUAGAAUUCAUAAUAUGGUCGUCCAGGGCCUUUGUAGUAGUGGUAAUCCAGAUCGUGCUUUCCAAUUGUAUUUAAGUAUGCAAACUAGGGGUAUCUCAAUUAAUGCUGAAACUUUUGAUUUCCUUGUGAAAUGUUAUUGUAAGAAGGGAGACUUGCACAAAGUUUAUCGCAUUGUUGAUGAGAUGGUUCUUAGUGGAUGUGUUCCUGAUGAAGGAACUUGGAGCAUAGUGAUCAAUGGAUUUUGGGAUCGGAAGAAGGUUAGGGAAGCUACUCAAUCGUUAUGGAUUAAGUUGAUGGGCAAACUCGAUGAGCCUGUGAUAUAAAACUCAAACCAAGUUUAUGACUAUAGGAUGGUGAUGAAAAUGCUUAUUGGUAGCUGCAAUACCCAUGACUGGCUGAGAAUCGUUAUUCAAGGUAACCAAUCUAGCUGUUCCUCCAGUGUUUGUGACUUUGUGUCAUCAUACUCCAAUCAUUGAUCUUGUGAGAUUUCAUUUGGGGAUCUAAUUUACCAAUGCUGAUAGUUUCCCGGCAGCUAGAAUGCCCUAUCUGCAUCUUUGAUGUGUUACAAUGCAUGGAUCAACAUUGAUAUCAUUCAUUUUCCAUUGGAAGAAGUUUUGAGAUUCUGUUCUCUUUUGUGAAAGGAAUUUUCAAACACCCACCUGUAAGCUGUCAUAUAUGGUCUUAAUGCUGUCUAAUGCAAGGAAAAUCUGUUUUUUUU